ACGAAUAUGCCGUCCACCAAGGCGGUAGCGCCGCUGAAAGAUGAGCUGGACAUCGUGAUCCCGAUUAUCCGAAACCUGGACUUCCUGGAGAUGUGGAGGCCCUUCUUCGAGCAGUACCAUCUCAUCAUCGUCCAGGACGGCGACCCCUCCAAGACCAUCCAUGUGCCGGAGGGGUUCGACUACGAGCUCUACAACCGCAACGACAUCAACCGCAUCCUCGGCUCCAAGGCCUCCUGCAUCUCCUUCAAGGACUCCGCCUGCCGCUGCUUCGGAUUCCUCGUCUCUAAGAAGAAGUACAUCUUCACCAUUGACGACGACUGCUUAGUUGCAAAAGAUCCAAGUGGGAAAGAUAUCAAUGCAUUGACUCAACACAUACAGAAUUUGAUAACUCCAGCAAUACCAUUUUACUUCAAUACAAUGUAUGACCCCUAUGGAGAAGAUGCUGACUUCGUCCGUGGCUACCCCUUGAGCCUUAGGGAAGGAACGCCAACCGCCGUCUCCCACGGACUCUGGCUCAACUACCCCGACUAUGACGCCCCAACUAAGCUUGCCAGACCUCUACAGCGCAACACUAGGUAUGUGGAUGCUGUCCAAACAAUUCCUAAGGGAAACCUGUUCCCAAUGUGCGGAAUGAACCUUGCAUUUGACAGGGAGCUCAUUGGCGCUGCCAUGUAUUUCGGUCUCAUGGGCGAUGGCCAGCCAAUCGGGAGUUACGGAGACCUGUGGGCUGGAUGGUGCACUAAGGUGAUCGCUGACCAUUUUUGUUUGGGGGUGAAAACGGGGCUGCCUUAUAUCAUGCACAGCAGGGCUGGCAACCCAUUUGUGAAUAUGAAGAAGGAAUACAGAGGAAUGUUCUGGCAAGAGGAGAUCGUCCCCUUCUUCCAUUCUGUUGUUUUCCCCAGGGAAUGUACAACCGUGCAGAAAUGCUACAUUGAGCUGUCGAAGAUGGUGAAAGAGAAGCUCGUCCAUCUUGAUCCCCCCUACUUCCAGAACCUGGCUGAUGCUAUGGUCACCUGGAUUGAGGCUUGGGAUGAGCUCAACUCUGCUGCAGCUGCUGCGGUUGCUCCUGUUGACAACAAGGAUGCUUCUUCUUCGGCCGAUACACAGGAGAGUGAGAGUUGGUAUUCUAAUUAUAUAGAAUCAUGUCUAGGGAGAAUUCGAAUUGAUAAUCUGUCUAAGAGGAACUCGCAAAGGUUUCAUUAUACAAAACUGAAUCAGUAUGAUGAAUGA
Molecule: messenger RNA, 1230 nt
Organism: Salvia splendens (bonfire salvia)
Lineage: Eukaryota; Viridiplantae; Streptophyta; Magnoliopsida; Lamiales; Lamiaceae
Product: UDP-arabinopyranose mutase 2
Exons: 4
Coding region: 7-1230 (407 amino acids)
Biological process (GO): UDP-L-arabinose metabolic process; plant-type cell wall organization or biogenesis
Cellular component (GO): Golgi apparatus; plant-type cell wall; cytosol
Molecular function (GO): UDP-arabinopyranose mutase activity
Source: RefSeq, a predicted model, not a curated record